UGACUCGGUGGCCAUCCAGUCCCUCCAAAAUAAAACAGAAACCUCGAUAUCUUUCAACUAAUCUGACAUUUAUUCACCUCACGACCAAUCACUUGGCGCCACGUUUUCACACCCCCCUGAAUCAAGUAGCAUUCCCUCACAAUUUUUCUCUACAACGCUAACCCCCCAAAACCCUAAACCUCUGAUUUCUGAUUCCGAGUGGUCUAUGAUCGCUCAUUUCGAACGCAAGCUCAGCUGCUUAAGCUUCGAGUUCGCUAAUCUUGCUGACGAGUUUCAUUAGUAUGCAAAGCUCUGUCAAGCAGAAACUUCGUGCUUUUCGAUGGACUCAGUGUGCUGGAAGAUGUUGAGCUACACCGUAUUUCUCGGUUUAUUUCUUCUUCUCAUGGUGGACCAAACGGUGUCGCAUUUGAGCUCUGGUCCACACAUUGCAGACGUCAAUAUUCUGCUGCCUCCCAAAAUGACUCAUCCGGUCGAGUAUAGGCUUCAGGGAAGUGAUGGCUGCUUUAAAUGGUCAUGGGAUCAUCACGAUAUUCUGUCUGUUCUGCCCGAAUAUAAUUCAACUAGUCACUGCUCAACAAGUGCGCGGUUGAGAUCAAUUGCUUCUUAUAGUGGUCGAAAGGAGACUGCUGUUUACGCUGCUGAUGUAACUACUGGAGCUGUGAUUCGCUGCAAAAUUUUUAUUGACAAAUUUUCCAGAAUUCAGAUAUUUCAUAAUUCCAUUAAGCUUGACUUAGAUGGGCUUGCCACGCUUCGAGUCCGUGCCUUUGAUAGUGAAGAAAAUGUGUUUUCUUCACUGGUGGGCUUGCAGUUUAUGUGGCAGCUGAUGCCUGAACCUUAUGUAUUGCCUCAUCACCUUGUUCAUGUCCCUCUAAAGGACUCUCCCCUGAGCGACUGUGGCGGGUUGUGUGGAGACCUAGAUAUCCAAAUAAACCUUGAAGAUAAUGGUGUAUUUUCUGAUCUGUACGUCGUAAAGGGAAUUGAAAUUGGGCAUGAGCUUGUUUCUGUGCAUUUGCUUGAGCCACAGUUCAAGCACAUGACUGAUAAGAUUGUUCUAACUGUAGCAGAAGCCAUGUCGCUCGAUCCUCCCUCGCCUGUUUUUGUCCUUGUUGGUGCAGCUGUUCGUUAUAGUCUAAUAAUUAUCCGUGGCAACAAAGCUCAAGUUGUAAAUUUGCCGUCUCCACAUCAUCGAUGGUCUGUUUCAAACUCUUCAGUUGCUUGUGUUGACUCUAUGAUGGGUUUGGCAUAUGCGUUGAACUUAGGGGUAACUAACACCAUAGUUGAAGAUACAAGGGUUGCUGGCCACAUACAAGUGUCGUCACUUAAUGUUGUCCUGCCUGAUUCUUUAUCUUUAUACAUGACACCUCUAUCUACUUCUGAUGAUCCUGUUGAAGGAAUUAAAGCAAUUCCAUCCAUGACACGGUGGUAUGGUGUUUCUGGUCGUCGGUACCUCAUUCAAAUGAAGGUUUUCUCAGAAGGACCAGAUGCACAAGAAAUCUACAUUACAGAGAGUGAUGACAUAAAGUUGUCCAAUAAUCAGUCUGAUUACUGGAGACUUUUUCCUGUAUCAGAUGAUAUUGCAAUCAAACAUGGCUGGCAGAAUUCUAUAAUUCUAAAGGCAACUUCACAGGGACAGGAUAAAUUGACAGCUUCUUUGACUUACUUUAGUGGGCUAAAUGAGACGAAGGAGGUUCUCAAGGUUGCACAAGAAGUCAUGGUUUGUGAUCAAGUCAAGUUUAGUUUGGAUAAAAGUGAUGCAUCUCCAACCAUUUUCCUUCCCUGGGCCCCUGCUAUUUAUCAGGAGGUGGAGCUACAGGCUACAGGAGGUUGUGCUAACGCAUCCAGUGACUACAAAUGGUUCUCUUCAGACAUGGGUAUUGUGUCUGUGUCUGCUUCUGGGGUUGCCCAGGCUAAGAAGCCUGGUAAAGCUACUAUUAAAGUGCUCUCCAUAUUUGAUUCAUUCAAUUAUGAUGAGGUUAUCGUUGAAGUUUCCGUCCCAGCAUCUAUGGUCAUGCUCCGUAACUUCCCUGUUGAGACUGUUGUAGGAACACAUCUUCAAGCUGCUGUAACAAUGAAAGCAUCAAAUGGUGCCUACUUUUAUAGAUGUGAUGCGUUCAGUUCCUUCAUAAAGUGGAAAGCAGGCAGUGAGUCUUUCCUUAUUGUCAAUACAACAGGGGAGUCCCCUGCUUUAGACAGUUUAGGAAAUGCCGACUUCCAUGCAUCAAAUUAUGGUCCCCCAUGUUCAUGGGCAUAUAUAUAUGCCUCUGCUUCUGGUCGGGCUACUCUUCAUGCUACAUUAUCAAAAGAAUAUCACAACUUUGAUAGCACUUUUGGUGGACCUAUUGUCUUAAAAGCAUCUUCACUUAUUGCGGCAUACUCACCACUUAGCAUUCGUCAGGCAGGUGAUGGAAAUCAUUUCGGUGGCUACUUUUUUGAUCUGGCUCUAGCAGAAACUGAUAAGCAAUUGGUAAAGUUGGACAAAAUAUACCUUGUCCCUGGGACGCAUUUGGAUGUUAUGCUUCUUGGUGGACCUGAAAAGUGGAACAAUGGUGUUGGCUUUGUUGAAACUACGGAAAUCUUAAAUGAACAACAUGGUCACAUUGACAAUGGUGCUUCUGUGGAAAGGUUAUCUGAAACCCAUAAGAGUUUGUAUAGAGUUUCAUGCCAAAUGCUGGGAACCUAUAUAAUGGUGAAUGGCCACUCUACAGUAAAUGAACGUGAAGUCAUACAGACUGCAAUUCAAGCUGACCGCAGUUCAGGGCGAAUUCGUGUCACCCCUGUUACUGUGGCAAAUGGGCGCACCAUUAGAUUAGCUGCAAUUGGCAUCAGUAACUCUGGAGAAGCUUUUGCAAACUCAUCUUCUCUUUAUUUGAGGUGGGAACUUAUCAGUUGUAAUGAGAUGGCUAAAUGGGAUGAUGAUAAUUUAGAGAGGUCGGAGCACAGUUGGGAGAGGUUAUUGAGCUUGAAAAACGAGUCAGGCCUGUGUACAGUUCGUGCCACGGCCAUUGGUUUCAGAGAUAACAUGGGUGGUCAUAAGUCUGUUCCAUUGCUUGAUAGUUCAGAGAAUGUUCUUGCAGAUGCAAUUCGUCUACAGCUAGUUUCUACACUAAUGGUCAGCCCAGAGUUCAAUCUGGUGUUUUUCAAUCCCAAUGCUAAGUUAAAUCUGUCAAUCACUGGAGGGAGCUAUUUCUUGGAAGCUGUUGUGAACGAUUCUCGAGUGCUAGAAGUUGUUCAACCCCCAAGAGGUUUACAAUGCUCACAACUGAUGCUGUCUCCUAAAGGUAUGGGGACGGCGCUUGUGACAGUUUACGAUGUUGGACUUGCUCCUCCACUUGCAGCUUCUGCUGUGGUACAAGUUGUAGACAUUGACUGGAUAAAGAUUGUGUCACCAGAAGAAAUAAGCCUUAUGGAAGGGGCAUCGCAGACUAUUGAUUUGAUGGCUGGGAUUAGUGAUGGAAGGACUUUCGACUCUUAUCAGUUUGCCUACAUGAAUAUUCAUGUGCAUGUUGAGGAUCAUAUUAUUGAGGUGUUAGACAUUAAUGAUAUCUCAAGAACAGGAGGUGGAUAUGUUAAUGUCCCGAAAUUUAAGAUUUUGGCUACACAUCUUGGGAUCACAACUUUCUUUGUGAGUGCUGUACAGCAAUCUGGGCAUGAAAUUUUGAGUCAACCAAUAAUGGUGGAAGUGUAUGCACCACCAAUAAUUCACCCACAAGACAUUUUCCUUGUACCUGGUGCAGCUUAUGUGCUUACUGUGAAAGGAGGCCCAACAGUUGGUGUAUAUGUUGAAUAUAUGAGUAUGAAUGAGGAAAUAGCGACAAUGCAUAGAUUUUCAGGACGACUGUCUGCCAUUUCACCUGGGAACACUACUAUUCGUGCCAGAGUCUUCAGAAAUGGAGAUACCGUGAUUUGUGAAGCAUAUGGCAGUGUUAAAGUAGGAGUUCCUUCUUCGGUGAUAUUGAAUGCACAAAGCGAAUUGCUUGGUGUUGGCCGUGAGAUGCCUAUUUAUCCUUUGUUUUCGGAGGGCGAUUUGUUUUCUGUUUAUGAGCUCUGCCAAAAUUACCAGUGGACUGUAGAAGAUGAAAAGGUAUUGAGCUUUAAUUUGUUAGAGCAUUUGAAUGGUGAGAAGUAUGGGACUCGGUUGGAUCCUUCAGAAAAAAUUCAGUUCCCUAGCCAUAUGAGUGAGGAAGAGCUUGGUUUUAUCAAAGUAAUGUUUGGAAGAUCUGCAGGGAGGACCAACAUUGCAGUCUCGUUCUCAUGUGAAUUUAUAUCUUCUGGUUCUAAAUCAUGGACAAGAUUUUACAAUGCAUAUUUAUCAAUAUUGGUGGUGCCUGAUCUCCCUCUUGCUCUUGGAGUCCCAAUAACGUGGGUUCUUCCUCCUCAUUAUACUACAACAAGUAUUUUACCUUCAUCUUCAGAAUCAUAUGGCCAAAGGGAUAGUCAGAGUCACAAAGGAACUAUUAUCUAUUCCUUAUUAAGAAAUUUCCCUGACAAGAAUGAAGGUGUGCAAAAGGAUGCUAUUUCCGUUGAAGGGGACAGAAUAAAGACAUCAGAGAGUAACAAUCUUGCAUGCAUUCAGGCAAAAGAUCGUAUGACGGGUAGAAUUGAGAUUGCUGCUUGUGUCAAAGUUGCUGAGGUGUCUCAAAUAAGAAUUACGAACAAGGAGGAGGUACCAUUUCACGGGAUUAAUCUUGCUGUUGGUGCUGAACUUUCUCUUCCAGUAGUCUAUCUUGAUGCACUAGGAAACCCUUUCUAUGAAGCAUAUGGCGCUGUUCUCUUUGAUGUUGUAACCAACUCUCCGGAUGUUGUGUCCAUAAACAAAAACAACACACAUGGUGGCAGUAGAAAUAUCCAUCUUAAGGCAAUGCGGCAUGGUAGAGCUCUUGUGCGAAUAUCCAUUGAUCGUAUUCCUCAGAAGUCGGACUAUAUCCUGAUAUCAGUGGGUGCCCAUAUACAUCCUCAAAACCCGCUUCUUCAUAUUGGAAGUCAUCUUAACUUCAGCAUUGAAGGUUUAAAUGAUAAAGUUUCUGGCCAGUGGAGUACUGCCAAUGGAAGUGUUAUAUCUGUGUCCCCAUUGUCUGGAGUAGCUGAAGUAGUGGGGGAAGGUACAACCCAAGUAUUUUUUGAAGCUUCAAGUUUGAAGCUGAGAACAGCUGUAAUAGUGCUAACAGGGGAUAUUGUAUCUGUGGAUGCUCCAAGAGAGACACUAACAAAUGUUCCCGUCCCUACCAAAGGAUAUAACUUCUCUGUGAAGAUCAGCAAUAAUUACGACAAGUUUAAGGCUCUUGGAGACGUCAAGGGACUCCAGUAUGACUGUAAAGUGGACCCGCCUUUUGUUGGGUAUGCAAAGCCAUGGUUGGAUCUUGAUACCGGUAACUCAUACUGCCUCUUUUUCCCUUACUCACCGGAGCAUUUGGUUCGUUUGAUACCCAAGUCCAAGGAUAUGAAACCAGAUAUUUCUGUUUCCAUCAAUGCUUCAUUGAGAGGAGCUGAUCAUGUUUCAGGAUCUGCUUCUGCUCUUUUUGUUGGAGGGUUUUCCAUAUUGGAGAUGGGCAAGGAUUCAAUGCAGUUGAAUCUGACCCCAUACUCUAACAAGACGAUUAUAACAAUCCUGGGUAACAUAGAUGUUGAAAUUUAUUGGCAUGAGCGGGAGUCACUACUCAUUACUCCCAUCCAUACAGAAGGUUUUGGGAUCGGUGGACGUGCAAAAUAUGAGGUGAAAAUGCUGGGAGCCAAAAGAUUCACAGAUACAAUUUUCAUCACACUCCCAGCCAAUGGUCAGAGUGUGGAAAUCGACGUUAGCUGUGACCCCGGAGAAAGAACAGCAUCUGAAACUACCAUUAAUUAUACCCUUUGGUCAACGGUGCUUGGAUGUCUUGCUCUAUUGAUUUUGACAGUGGUUGUCUCCAUAUGUUAUUUGGACAGACCGGAUAGAUCUCCCCAAACAUCCAUUAAUGUUCCUGCUACUCCAAGUAUUGCAGCCCCAGUCACACCUGUACGUAGCAGCCCAGCUAUCGGGAGUGAAUCUCCCCGAACACCUCAGCCUUUCAUAGAUUAUGUAAGGAGAACAAUAGACGAAACCCCGUACUACAGGCGAGAGCCUCGGAGGAGGGUUAAUCCGCAGAAUACUUUUUAGUUUCUUAGACUGUCAUUAACAAGUUAGAUAGGACACUUGGUCUCUCAGAAUGAUGUACGGAGCCCAUGUAAAUGCAAGUGCUGCUGACUCUGCUGAGAGCCAGAGGCAUUCUUGUCCAAAUUUUGGUGUAUUUAGAAGUUAAUGUAUUUAUACUCUAUCUCUAAAAGUGGAAAAGUAAUGGAUUUUAAGAUUUAAAUCUUAAGAUCAUGCUGUGAUGUGAUGUUCUUUGAAAAGGCACGCCCCUUCACCCGAAGAAGAAAUUGGAGUUGUUAAACACAUUAACUAUU
Messenger RNA from Prunus mume (Japanese apricot), 6417 nucleotides. Lineage: Eukaryota; Viridiplantae; Streptophyta; Magnoliopsida; Rosales; Rosaceae. The record is from RefSeq and is a predicted model, not a curated record.